AUGGACGUGGAAACCGAAACCGCUUGCUGGAAACCGACCGAACAACAGAUCCAAGAUGCGCAGGACCUCGCGGACUUUGGCCAUGGCCAGACGCUGGAGCGCAAGUUCAACCUCUGGAGCAUGCUAGCUCUGGCGUUCUGCGUCUUGGGUACUUGGUCGACUUUUGCACAGGAUCUUUCCGAUGGCCUCGUCAAUGGUGGUCCCGUUUCUAUCCUCUGGGGCCUAGCCCUCGUCACAUUCUGCAAUACCUGCGUGGCAAUCUCUCUAGGAGAGAUCUGUAGCAGCAUGCCGACGGCAUUAGGUCAGGCCUACUGGAUCUAUCGGCUGUGGAGUUCCCCCUGGGGCCGUUUCGUCUCCUAUAUCUGUGCGUGGAUCAAUGUCUUUGGCUGGUGGACGCUUGCUGCGUCCCAGGUUGCAUUUAUGACGAACUUCCUGCUGGGAAUGAAGGUCAUGUUCGAUGCAGACUGGACCGGUGCCUCGCAGGGCUGGUUGGAAUUCGUGGUGUAUAUUGGAUGUGUUUUUCUUCUCACCCUGAUCAAUGUUCUUGGUUGUCGACGUGACUCCUUCCUCCCUUGGUUGAAUAACUUUGUUGGAGUCUGGUUCUUUGGCUUGUUUUUCGUCUUCUGUCUGGCCCUUCUUAUUUCUGUGGGUAUCAAGUCUGGUCUCCAUUACCAGCCGCCCUCAUUUGUCUUUGGCAAGUGGAUCAAUGAGACUGGGUGGUCAGAUGGCGUGGUGUGGUUUAUGGGAUUGGUCCAAGCAGCUUAUGGUUUAACUGCGUUCGACGCCGUCAUCCAUAUGGUGGAAGAGAUCCCCGCUCCACGAAAGAAUGCUCCCAAGGUUAUAUAUUUUGCUGUCAUCUCCGGCGCCAUCAGCGGCUUCAUUCUCAUGAUGGUCUGUCUCUUUUGCAUUCAAGAAGUGAGAACAGUUAUCGAUGCUCCCAGCGGCCUUCCAUUUAUGCAAUUGGUUCAGGAAACCGUAGGCCUGAACGGUGGCGCCGUGCUCAUCGCCCUCUUCAUCACCAACGGCCUGGGCCAAAGUGUCAGUAUCGUGACGACCGCGUCUCGCCUGACCUGGGGAUUCGCCCGUGAUGGUGGACUUCCUUUCAGCCAAUACCUUGGCUAUGUCGACCCCGUUUGGAAGGCACCAGUUCGCGCUCUAUGGUUCCAGGGCUGUCUGAUCGCCCUGGUGGGCAUUCUCUUCCUCUUCGCGGAGACCGUUCUCAAUGCUAUUUUGAGUGUGAGCACUAUCGCCUUGACCAUUUCAUACGGCCUUCCCAUCAUGACCGUGCUCCUUGUUGGACGCGACCAGCUUCCGCCUGGAGGGGAAUUCCGUCUUGGAAAGCUUGGAGUCCCGGCGUAUUGUGUCAGUCUGGUUUACUGCAUCAUCACUUCCAUUUUCUUCUUCUUCCCGACUGCGCCUAAUCCUUCGGGUGGGGAGAUGAAUUAUGCUAUUGGCGUGUUCGGUGUUAUGCUGGUGAUUGCCAUGUCUUUCUGGUUUAUUCAAGGCAACCGGACGUACCUCAACACCGAGGACUCUUCCAUUGCCAUGGUCAUUCAGGCACAUGAUGCCGCACCGAACGAUGCUCAGACCUCUCUUCAGAACAAGCAGGACUCUCAAUGA
Molecule: messenger RNA, 1620 nt
Organism: Penicillium argentinense
Lineage: Eukaryota; Fungi; Ascomycota; Eurotiomycetes; Eurotiales; Aspergillaceae
Exons: 2
Coding region: 1-1620 (539 amino acids)
Biological process (GO): transmembrane transport; amino acid transport
Cellular component (GO): membrane
Molecular function (GO): transmembrane transporter activity
Source: RefSeq, a predicted model, not a curated record